Dacryopinax primogenitus is the source of this 336-nucleotide messenger RNA. RefSeq lists its product as uncharacterized. Gene Ontology annotation, molecular function: catalytic activity. The record is from RefSeq and is a predicted model, not a curated record. NCBI's taxonomy places the organism in Eukaryota, Fungi, Basidiomycota, Dacrymycetes, Dacrymycetales, Dacrymycetaceae. Bases 1 to 336 code for a protein of 111 amino acids. The transcript is spliced from 4 exons.
AUGUCCGACCCGAACGAUAAACGAUUCGUCGUCCUCGCCACACUUCACGUGAACCCCGCAAAAGUCGAAGCGUUCGAGAAGAUCUUUCGCCCCUUCGUCGCUUCCAACCGCCAGGAACCGGGAUCCAUCAAGUUCGACGUCAUCGUCACGCCUGACAAGAGCGAGUGGCAUAUGUUCGAGGUGUACAGGGAUGAGGAGGCGUUCGAAGCACACUGUGACACCUUGCAUCAUACGGAGUUUCACAGGAUCGCGAGGGACGAGAAGGACCCAUUGUUCACCAAGCCACCAAGAGUCCGACUGGACUACAAGAUCAUGUCUGGUUUGCAGCUGUCCUGA